AUGUCUGUUGUUGGAUCCCUUAUAUUCUGUCUAGAUUGCGGUAAUUUAUUGGAUAACCCGAGUUCAGCAGUCGACUCAUCAGAAAUCGAAUGUUCACAAUGUCAAGCCAAAUAUCCUAAAUCUAAAUUUUCUGAUUUAAAAGUGGUCACCAGCACCGCAGAUGAUGCAUUUCCAUCAGCAUUAAGAUCAAAGAAAUCUGUGGUGAAAACAUCGCUGAAGAAAAAUGAAUUGGAAGAUGGGGCUGUCAUUAAGGAAAAAUGUCCAAAAUGUGGGAACGAUGAAAUGCAUUAUCAUACUUUACAAUUAAGAUCUGCAGAUGAAGGUGCUACCGUGUUUUAUACAUGCACUUCAUGUGGUUACAAAUUUAGAACUAAUAAUUAG
Molecule: messenger RNA, 381 nt
Organism: Naumovozyma dairenensis CBS 421
Lineage: Eukaryota; Fungi; Ascomycota; Saccharomycetes; Saccharomycetales; Saccharomycetaceae
Gene: RPA12
Product: DNA-directed RNA polymerase I core subunit RPA12
Exons: 1
Coding region: 1-381 (126 amino acids)
Biological process (GO): DNA-templated transcription; termination of RNA polymerase I transcription
Cellular component (GO): RNA polymerase I complex
Molecular function (GO): DNA-directed RNA polymerase activity; zinc ion binding; nucleic acid binding
Source: RefSeq, a predicted model, not a curated record